UUUUUUUUGUCUUGGAUUCUUUUUUCUUUUUUUUCUUCUUGUUUCCCAACAUUAUUGAUUAUUAUCACCUCUUACGCAUAUAUACAUACAUACAUAUAUCUAUGUGUGUAUGUAUAUAGCGAAAUCUUUACUGCAGAAUACGUUUUUCUUUUUGUGUAUAGUUUGUUUGUUUAUUGUAAAUACGAAUGUCGAUCUUUUGUUGUGGAUCAAUUGAAGAAAGUGACAUGGCCAACAAAUACAUAGAAUUUGAUCAACAUAUUGUUCCUCAUGUUAUGCAAAAUACAAAUUGGGAUUGUGGAUUGGCUUGUGUUGCUAUGCUACUUGGAGGAAUGAAUCUCAACUUGACUUUGAAUGAACUCAUGCAACAAUGUGCUGUAGAAAGUGUAUGGACGAUUGAUUUGGCCUUCUUAUUACGAAAAUAUGUAGGAGACUUUACAUAUUAUACCAGUUAUUUUGGAAGUCGCAAGGAAUAUCAAGACGAUAGUUUUUAUCAAGCAAAUUUUGAUCAAGAUGAACUCCGGGUGAAUCGAUUAUUCUCUAUUGCAAAAAGCUCUUCUAUUCAUGUUGUAAGAAUGGUCCUUCCUCUUGAUGAUUUCAAACGGUUUUUAUAUUGUAAGAAAUUUGCAAUGAUUACUUUGGUGAAUGCUCGGUUUUUGAAUUGUCCUAUCUGCAAGGAGCACCAAAGUUGUGUCUUAUCUGCUUGUGGUCAAUUGAAUUCAUUCAUGGAAAAAGUCAAAGGCAAUGAUUACUUAGGGCACUUUGUAGUAUUAAUAGGUUAUGAUCCCAAUGAAGAUAUGUUUAUUUAUCGCGAUCCUGCUGUAGAAGACAAGUUUUGUGUUAUAUCUGCCAAGGAUUUGGAUCACGCUAGACAAGCAGAAGGCACAGAUCAUGAUUGUAUUGUGAUUCAGUUAUGAGGACUUCAAAAAUAAACCUGUUUGUACUUUUUGGCAUACGGGGGUACGUGCAGAUAUUUCUUCUUUUAGAUCGUGUAGUCUCAGUGUAUAUAGCGAACUUUAAUAAAAAAAAACCAUUUUUUUUUUUAUACAACAACACACAAUAACAACAACAACAACAGUGCGUUUUUUUUUGUUUUUGUUUUUGAUCUCCUUAGUGUUUUAGUAUACUAGUUUAUCUAUUUUGUUAUCUCCGUAUUUCUCAGUAAACCUUUUAGAUUGGACAAACUGUACACCCCUUGUAUGUACUUCAUUCUGGGAACUAUUUUAAAGAUCCGGUCCAGUAAAAGUCGAUUGUUUUGUGGCACAAUUUUUUUUUAUCGAUAUAUAUAACGCGCCAAAUAAAAAAAUUCCUAUUCCUAUUUUUUUUUUUUUUCUUUU
Halteromyces radiatus is the source of this 1334-nucleotide messenger RNA. Its product is annotated as Guanylyl cyclase. The record is from RefSeq and is a predicted model, not a curated record. NCBI's taxonomy places the organism in Eukaryota, Fungi, Mucoromycota, Mucoromycetes, Mucorales, Cunninghamellaceae. Bases 186 to 914 code for a protein of 242 amino acids. The transcript is spliced from 6 exons.